Cyanidioschyzon merolae strain 10D is the source of this 1095-nucleotide messenger RNA. RefSeq lists its product as hypothetical. The record is from RefSeq and is a predicted model, not a curated record. The transcript has a single exon. Bases 1 to 1095 code for a protein of 364 amino acids. NCBI's taxonomy places the organism in Eukaryota, Rhodophyta, Bangiophyceae, Cyanidiales, Cyanidiaceae.
AUGGACGCGAAAUGGAGUCCUGUGGACCUAAAUCGCGGGCCUCAGAUGAUGCGGCCUGUUCAAAGUGCAUUUCUUUCAACCGCAACACCCACAGUGCCUGUGCGUUUGCUGCCGAACCUGACACUCGUGCAGCGCUCUCGCAGUCGCGCACUAGACGCACUCCAUUUGAUCACACUCAGAACCCGCUGCAUCUGGCCUUGGAAUAUGUCUGCAGCGCCUGGUGCGAACGAAGGCGACCCAGCGACGAAGAGCAACUCCGCGAACCGUUUUAAUUCUAAGCGAACAGAACCCAGUUUGUUAAACUUGUUCAGUUGGGGAGAGUUGGAUGAUUCACGUGCGGGAACCGAGAACGACGAUGAAGAUGAUGGCUACGACGAUAUUUCAUCCGACAGUGAUGUGGAUCCAGUUCUCGACCGUGGACGCGUGUUCGGUGCUUGGUUAGACAACCAGGUUCUGAGACUGGAUCGGAUCCAGAGCGCUGCGAUGCAAGCACCGGGCCAGACGCUACAAGAGCGAGCCGAGCGGGCUUUCGCGCGAGGCGUACAAGCUCUAACUGACGGUCACUAUGCCACAGCGAGCGAUGCCAUCUUCCAGGCAUCCGCAUUGCCUGGACAGCAGACUCGACUUGGCGGCGAAUAUCUGCUCUGGCUUGCCCAGGCACUCGAUGCUCAGGGCAAGAAUGCGCGCGCUCAAGAGGUUCUCCGACGCCUGCAGUAUCACAAAGACAGAGACGUGCGCCAGGUAGCUGAGAGUCUAUUGUUUAUCCUGCAGGCACCGCGGCUGCGUCUCGGCCCAGAGUCUUUCGUGAAAAUCGACCUCGACGCCCUCUUGAAUCAGAAUCGGGCACGCGAUAUUCCCGGGUGGAAGAAGAGGCAACGGAGAUACCGGUUCGGAAGCGGCUCCUCUGCAGCGCUCGCUGGCACUGGCAAGCGCCGCAGAGAGCCGACGAAAUAUUCCCUAGAAUGGUUCACGUCGCAGGAGAGCGUCUCUGCGGAGGAACUUGAACGCGCGAACCAAGCAUCACGCGCGGCUAUGCUUGCAUCGUCCGGUGUUAUGCUGCUCAUUCUGUUUAUGCUACGUUUUCUCGGAAGGUAG